AUGGGACAAGCACAAGCACAGAGUACGAAUGAUUUUGCCACGAGUACAGAUGUCUCAUCGAACGAACCUAGUGAAUUGUAUUUAGCUUGUCGCAAUGGUGAUAUUGAAAAAGUAGCGCAAAUCUUAACUCACUUGAAUACAUCUAACAUCAAUCGUCUUGAGCCAAAUGGAAGUACUUCGUUACAUGCUGCCUCAUUCUUUGGUCAUAAAACUAUCGUUCAAAUGCUUCUUCAAAAUGGUGCUCAAUCAUGGAUAGUUAACAAAUAUAAAAUGACGCCAUACGAAGAAGCAGCGAAUGAUGAAAUUCGUUCAUUAUUUCAUCGUCCACUGGAAACAAAUAGUAAUCGAUUUACCGAUGAUGAUACUAAUAAUGGCUGCUUAGAAUUAAUUUCAGAAAAGAAAAUCGAAGAAAAUACAAAUAAUAAUAUACCAAACAGUUGGAUUGAGGGGUACAAAAACAUUGGUAAAGACUUUGAAACUAAAGGUAUAAAAUUUAUUGUUCGUGCGCAAAUGACUAAAUACUAUCUAACAAGUUUACAACGAUCAAAUGAUUGUGCCCGUGAAUUACGACGAAUAUUAAAACUUAGUGUUCCAUCUAAUCAUCCUGAUUAUAAAAUUGCAUGUCGUCUCUUUGAUGAAUAUUGUUCUCGAAAUCAAAUAGAACAUCUUAUUCGCUUAUAUACACUUGAAACAGGGUUUUAUCAUGCUCUGCAUUCAAAUGUUGAAAUAUUUACCGUUGAAAUCUAUUCACAAUUACAAAAUCUUAAAGAUCGAUUUUUUCAAGGUAAAACUUAUCGUGGCCUAUCAAUGACAACGAAAGAUAUUGAUGACUAUAAAUGGGGUGUGCAUAAUCAAGGAACAUUAAUUGAAAUAAAAACGUUAACUUCAACAUCUAUUGAUUCCAAAGUUGCUUAUGAAUUUGCGCGUGGUAAAAAAACGAACAAUACUAAUUGUCAUCGAGUAAUCUGUGAGCUUCAUUUCGAUCGUUCAUGCAGUACAGCUAUUGAUCUUCGACGUCAUGCUGAUAAAAAUUUACUGUGCCUAUCUGCUUAUGAAGACGAAGCCGAAGUACUUGUUCUACCAGGUACCCUAUUCAAAGUACAAGAUGUUAGUCAAGAAAAAGAUACAGGUCGAUAUACAAUUGUUUUACAAAAUAUGCAUGUACCAUUAAAUAUCAUAUUAGAAGCAUUCAAAGAAUUACAAACAUGA
Molecule: messenger RNA, 1209 nt
Organism: Rotaria socialis
Lineage: Eukaryota; Metazoa; Rotifera; Eurotatoria; Philodinida; Philodinidae
Source: the annotation of a GenBank genome assembly